This is a messenger RNA of Bemisia tabaci, 500 nucleotides long. Lineage: Eukaryota; Metazoa; Arthropoda; Insecta; Hemiptera; Aleyrodidae. The record is from RefSeq and is a predicted model, not a curated record.
UGCUAUCAAAAUACGACGAGAAACAGAAAAACGAAUGCCAAGUCAGCGAAUCCCACGAAAAGAAGAGACAGGUUCCGUUGGAGACAGGCGAUUCGGAGUGCAAUCUGAGCAAGGAGAAAGACCGAGCUUUGAAAAAGCUAGCCAGGGCCAGAGGUAAUUACGAGGGUGAUGUAAAGCGGAGUCGAUGGGUAUCCGUAAAGGCGUUCGACACCAUCUACAACGGGCUCGCGAUUUUGAAAAACGUGAACGUGGAAUUGAGAGGAGGUCAGCACCGCCCCAAAACGGACCGCGAGGCUCAGCAGAUCGUCCGCGCAGCCCGAGAUCUCUGGAAUAACUUCGAAUGUUUCGAAGACUGAUCUGGUCCUUCGCGGAACCGCACACGUGGACUGUAUUUGCAAUGAGGAGCUAUUAUUUGGACGUAUUUAUGCUAAAUCUAACCAUGUACAAGAAGGAAAGAAUCCUGAUUUGAAAUUUCUAGAUUACACUCUUUUAUUCAUGCA